This is a messenger RNA of Vanessa tameamea, 1005 nucleotides long. Its product is annotated as ATP synthase mitochondrial F1 complex assembly factor 2. Gene Ontology annotation, cellular component: mitochondrion. The record is from RefSeq and is a predicted model, not a curated record. NCBI's taxonomy places the organism in Eukaryota, Metazoa, Arthropoda, Insecta, Lepidoptera, Nymphalidae. The coding region runs from base 98 to 955 and encodes 285 amino acids. The transcript has 6 exons. Gene Ontology annotation, biological process: mitochondrial proton-transporting ATP synthase complex assembly.
GUCAUUCAAAAUUGAAUAUUGAAAUAUUAUUUUGUAAACAUACAACUUUCAAAAUAACCUUAAAAAAAGUUUUUGGUUAUUGAUUUAGGUUUCAAAAAUGGUAAACCCAAUCAAUAUAGGUUUAAAAAUGUUUAGAUCUAUAAAUAUAAUUCAAAAGUCGAACAUAUUAAAUCAAAGUAUUAAUAAUGUUGUAAAAAAUCGAUACUACGCUACACAUAAAAGAUUUUUUCGGCGGACCGAUAUAGUUCAAAAUGAAAAAAAUUGGGAGGUGACCUUGGACCAUCGACGUUUGAAAACCCCCAAUGGUCGUGUAUUAACUGUAAAUAAUGAACCUCUUGCUAGAGCCAUAGCGAUAGAAUGGGAUGCACAAAUUGAACACAUAGCUCAGCCAACAAUGCAUUUGACAGCUUUAUGCAAUACAUCAUUAGAUAAUCCAGGGAAGCUGAGUUCUCAUGAUAUAACUAGUUACCUACUUGAUUUUAUUGCAACGGACACAUUACUUUUUCAUUCAGAGGAAGAAGAAUUGAAAGAAUUACAAGAACAAAAGUGGGUCCCUGUCUUGGAAUGGUUCAAUAAACGGUUUGGAUUAAAACAAGAAAUAUCUAGAGAUCUCAUGCCUCCACCUGUGUCCACAGAAACAAGAGCAGUUUUAGCAAGACAUUUCUUGUCCUAUGACUUUCCAGCUUUAAAUGCUAUGUGCUUUGGUAUAGAAGCUCUCAAGUCGCCAAUACUAAUGCUGGCCUGUGUCGAUAGAUUUUUGGUUCCACAAGAAGCCGUAUUGUUGGCAAGAUUGGAGGAGGAAUAUCAGGUCCUCCGAUGGGGACGAGUUCCAUGGGCUCAUGAACUCAACCAAGCGGAGAUGACCGCCCGCGUGGCCGCUUCCCUACUCGUCAUACAAAGCUCUAGCGAACGACACUCAGCUGCUAAAAAGUCUCAAGGAGAUCAAAGCACAUGAUUAUGUUUUAUUUUAAAAGAUUAGAAAAAAUAGAAAACAUUUUAUUAUUA